Leptomonas pyrrhocoris is the source of this 1865-nucleotide messenger RNA. RefSeq names its product putative mitochondrial malic enzyme. Bases 150 to 1865 code for a protein of 571 amino acids. The record is from RefSeq and is a predicted model, not a curated record. Gene Ontology annotation, cellular component: mitochondrion. Gene Ontology annotation, biological process: pyruvate metabolic process; malate metabolic process. Gene Ontology annotation, molecular function: NAD binding; malate dehydrogenase (decarboxylating) (NAD+) activity. The transcript has a single exon. Lineage: Eukaryota; Euglenozoa; Kinetoplastea; Trypanosomatida; Trypanosomatidae.
AGGUUUAUUCGCUCUAUUCAAGUUUAACGCCUUAUUUAUUUAUUUAUUUAUUUAUCAAAAGCCCAACAAAUACCACCUUUUCUUCUUCUUCACCCACUCUAAGCCUUUCCAACCCUCCCCCACACACAAGAGCUUAUACCCCUGCAACGAUGCCGAGCCACGAUCACAACAAGCAGAAUGUCGUCCACGUGUCCUACCAGCAGGGCGCGAGUGUGCUGACGAACCGCUACCUGAACCGCGGUACCGCCUUCACGAUGGAGCAGCGCAAGGAGCUGCGCAUCCUCGGUGCCCUCCCGCCCACGGUGGAGACCCUUGAGGAGCAGGUCGAGCGGGCGUGGGCGCAGCUGUGCCGCUACGACAAGCCGAUCAACCGCUACCAGCACCUCGCCAACAUCCACGCCACCAACACGACGCUCUACUACGCCAUCGUGCUCGCCCACGUGGAGGCGGUGCUGCCGAUCAUCUACACGCCGACCGUCGGCGAGGCGUGCCAGAACUUCAGCAACUACUACGUGCGGGAGCGUGGCCUCUACCUGAACAAGCUCCUCAAGGGGCACUUCAAUGAAGUGAUGAAGCAGUCCCUGUACGACAACGUCGACAUCAUCGUCAUCACCGACGGCUCUCGCAUUCUCGGCCUGGGUGAUCUCGGCUCCAACGGCAUUGGCAUCAGCAUCGGCAAGUGCGCCCUGUACGUUGCUGGUGCCGGUCUUCACCCGGCGCGUGUGCUGCCCAUCGUCAUGGACGCCGGCACGAACACGGAGCGCUACCUGGCCGACAAGGAGUACCUCGGGAUGCGGGAGAGGCGUCUGGAUGACGAGCAGUUCUAUGGGCUGAUGGACGAGUUCAUGGAGUCGGUGAAGACCACCUGGCCCUCCGCCGUGAUCCAGUUCGAGGACUUCAGCAACAACCACUGCUUCGACAUCCUCGAGCGCUACCAGAACAAGUACCGCUGCUUCAACGACGACAUCCAGGGCACCGGCGCCGUCAUUGCGGCCGGCUUCCUCAACGCCAUCAAGCGCUCUGGACUGCCCCCGCUGGAGCAGCGCAUCGUCGUCUUCGGCGCCGGCUCGGCUGCCGUCGGUGUCGCGAAGAAUAUCGCCCAGCUCGCCGCUCGCCUGUACAACGUGCCGGUGGAUGCAGUCCUCAAGACCUUCUACCUCGUCGACACGAAGGGCCUCGUGUGCGACAACCGUGGUGAUAAGCUGGCGGCGCACAAGGUGCUGCUGUCCCGCAAGGAGGUCUCGGCCGCGGAUGCGCAGCAUCUGACCACGCUCGAGGCCGUCGUUCAGUUUGUGAAGCCGACCGCCCUGCUUGGCCUCGGCGGUGUCGGCCCGGUCUUCACAGAGGAAAUCGUGAAGAGUGUCGCGGCCAACGCCGCCCGGCCGAUCAUCUUCCCGCUGUCGAACCCGACGAGCAAGUCGGAGUGCACGCCGGAGGAUGCGUACAAGUGGACCAACGGCGCGGUCCUCGUCGCGUCGGGCAGCCCCUUCCCCGCCUCCAUCGUCAACGGCAAGACGAUGAAGCCGUCGCAGGGCAACAACCUCUACGUCUUCCCGGGCAUCGGUCUCGGCUGCGCCAUUGCCCAGCCGACGUACAUCCCGGACGAUCUGCUCGUGGCCGCCUCCGCCUGUCUGAACGCCCUUACAACGCCGGAGCAGAUGGAGGCCGAUCAGCUCUACCCCCCGCUCGACGACAUCCACAACAUCUCCGCCCACAUCGCGACGGAGGUGAUUCUCGAGUCGCAGCGGCUUGGCAUCGCCACGAACACGGACCUACCGCGUGAGAAGGCGGAGCUCCUCAAGCUGGUGAAGAAGUCACAGUGGGUGCCGCAUUACCCCGCGGAUGUGCACGUGAAGCUCGCGUGA